Messenger RNA from Nymphaea colorata (pocket water lily), 1823 nucleotides. RefSeq names its product F-box/kelch-repeat protein At3g61590-like. Bases 278 to 1498 code for a protein of 406 amino acids. Lineage: Eukaryota; Viridiplantae; Streptophyta; Magnoliopsida; Nymphaeales; Nymphaeaceae. Gene Ontology annotation, molecular function: protein binding. The record is from RefSeq and is a predicted model, not a curated record. The transcript is spliced from 2 exons.
CGAGAGAGAGUGAGGGCGCGAGAGCGACAGUGAGACUGGAGAAAACCACCAUCUCUCGCCUGCCUCCCCUCUCUGUCUCUUUUAUGUGUUUCUGUUUUCAUUUUUUUGUGGGUCGUCCUCUGCUUUCGUUCCGAAGACAUUUUGUUGCUUCCUGUGGGAAAUCUGGGGCAUUUUCUGAGGGAUUUAGAGCUGCCCAUCUGCUUGGACGUGGUAAAACGUCUGGGGUUCUUUGAAACGGCUCUGCUGUUUGGGGGUUUUCUUUCUUACGUUUUUCGGAAUGGAAGGUGAGACUUCUUGGAUACCUAGCCGUUUCAGCGGAAUAGGAAGAGAGAUGAUUGGGGAGGAUACAUUCCUAGACAGCAAUGAUGAAGUUGGGGUUGAUCUCUCUGUGGUCUCUCUUGAUUUUCUUUUGCCAGAUGAUUUACUAGAGAGAAUCCUGGCCUGUUUGCCUAUAGCUAGCAUUUUUAGGGCAAAGUUGGUCUGUAAAAGGUGGUUAGAGAUUGUCAGUUCAGACAGGUUUUUGUGGCAUUUCUCAAGUAUUACAUCGCACAAGCCUUGGUAUUUUAUGUUUACAAGCAAUGAAGGCCCGUUCGGAUUUGCGUAUGAUCCAAUUCUGAGGAAAUGGUACAGUAUACACCUUCCUUGCAUUGGUGCAACGAACUGGUUCAUUGCGUCUUCUUGUGGGUUAGUCUGUUUCAUGGAUAACAGCAGUAGGAGCCAGCUCUAUGUCUGUAAUCCUAUUACCAAGAUCUCUAAAAAGAUAGAGGUGCCUUCCGAGCCUGAACAAUUGGACUAUAGUGCCCUUUCUAUGUCUGUGGACCUUCAGUCCAACUCCUAUACUGUCGCAGUUUUGAAAUCUAAGCAGGUUCCUGAUGAUUUUCUUCAAUGGAAUUUGUCAAUCCAAGUCUAUGAUUCUGAUACGGAGUCCUGGGUUACCUCUGUGACAGAAGUUUUGAGAGGAUGGAGGGGAGGGGAUGAGAGUGUUAUCUGCAAUGGGAUUUUCUAUUUCUUGAUUUACUCAACUGGUGUCAUGGCUACUUCCGAGUACCGGCACAGAUUGGUCAUGUAUGAUCUAGCAAGUAGAUCUUCUCGCUUUUCUUUGAUGCAGAAUUUGAUUUCUGUCCCCUGUCCUUUAACCUGUGGACGUCUGAUGAAUCUCAAGAAUAGAUUGGUAAUGGUUGGUGGGAUUGGUAAACAAGACAGGCCUGAUAUAAUCAAGGGGAUUGGGAUCUGGGUACUGGACAAGACUGAGUGGCAGGAGGUGGCUCGUAUGCCUCAUAAGUACUUUCAAGGAUUUGGGGAGUUGGAUGAUGUUUUCUCUAGCAGUGGAACCGAUGAUCUCAUAUAUAUUCAGAGCUACGGUUCACCUAUUCUGCUUAUAUUUGACAUGAGCCAGAAGCAAUGGAAAUGGUCACAGAAGUGUCCAGUGAGCAAGCGUUUCCCUUUGCAACUUUUCACGGGCUUCUGCUUUGAGCCCAGGCUCGAAGUUGCCCCUUAAUUUAUUGCGGUGCUUGUUCUGGUUGCUUAGUCAAUGUCUUAAGGGAAAGGAUGCUUGAGGGAAUUGCACUAAAUACUGAAUACUCUCAGCAUUCUUGAGAAUGAUAAUAUCUAUCACUUCUGAUAUAUUCGUUGUGUGGGCUAUCUGGUAUAAUUUUGUAAGAUCAUAUAUGUCAAUCUACAAAAGAAAUGCUGGUAUCCCUUUUCUUUUUCCCAUUCCAAUUUGGUUGGGGAUGUAAGGGCGAAUUGAUUGGAGAUUACGCAAUUGUGCAAAGCCUUCAAUCUUGGUAUCAAAGUUUUUGUUACUUACUGCGAGGUUCCUCUCC